AUGAGUAACAUUCCUGAUAUAACGUCUCUAUCGGACUUGUUGACGACGUCCCCCAACCAGCCCAGUUCGUCGGGGUCCAAAGAGCACCUGGGAGAGAAAAACACGGGACUUCGUCUAGAUCUAGCUACCAAGAUCAAUGAAGAAUCGCGUCCAGACACUGGCGAAGAGUCCAGGACAAACAAUUCCAUGGAGGAGAUGGAGGUCCUUCUCAAGCAGCAAAGCGUGAAGCUUGCACUCGUGGGAGAGAGAAACGAAUUGCUAAAAGAACGGGCCAAUCUAAGAAGUUCGGUGGACGACUUGCGGGUCAAGAUGAAGUACCUCCAGGACCUCAAACAAAAACAAUCGACCCAGAAGAAAAGGGAGGACUUGUUGACGGAGAAUGCCCGUGGCAUUGUGACGAAGACGGCCAUUCCUUCCUUGCAGAAUGAUAACGAUGACGACGAGAUUCUCGAGAGUUUGAACGUGCUCCCAUCCUCAAACUGGAACCACCGUUUGGACUUGAUCAAGAAAUUCUAUCCGUAUAUCGACGUUUUGAAAAUCGCUUCAUCAAACUACUAUGACGAAGAUGGACGCCUAGUGCGAACAAUUGAGUUUGUUUUGGUAUCUCCGUUACUCUUCAGGAUCCCCUUCAAAUUGUUAAUUGAUGCUAGGACAGAGGCCAUAUUCGAUAUCCAACUCCCAGAAAAGAAGAACCACUUGACAAAUCAUUUUAAAAAGUCCAAAACUAUACUCCAAAGCUUGACCACAUUGACUAUGCUUUCACAUUCUUUCAGUCAAGUAUUCAUCAAAGACUAUCUCCCUGCUUGCAAGAUCAAUUUGGCUAUGUAUGGAUUAUCAUCAUUGUCGAAAAUACUCCAUAAACGAAUAUCAGUGAUCUACAAAUUGGUGAGAAAGUAUGCAAGUCAUAUCAAAGACGAUCAAAGGUUGAACCCGUUACUCCAAAAGGAUGAAUUAACAGAUAAUGUCAAAUUGUUUUCCAUUCUUAAACUGUUAGACAACGUUACACUAACAAUGAAAAAGGGAGAUGAUAUUUUCACUCUAAGUUUACAUUGGGAUAUAGUAUUGAAUGAUCCUGUUACUGGUGAAUGUGAAUCACAAUUGAGCCUUGGAGUUUUUCAACAAGAUGGUAAGCAGGUCUUUCCAAGCAUAAAUGAAUUAUUCAUCAAAUUAAUCAAGGAGUAUGGUGUGGUCAUUGGCAUAACGUUUCUUAUAGAAAAGACUUUCGAUCUACAAAUAUAG
Molecule: messenger RNA, 1239 nt
Organism: Suhomyces tanzawaensis NRRL Y-17324
Lineage: Eukaryota; Fungi; Ascomycota; Pichiomycetes; Serinales; Debaryomycetaceae
Exons: 1
Coding region: 1-1239 (412 amino acids)
Source: RefSeq, a predicted model, not a curated record